UUCCAGCACCCCCCGGGGCCCGGUCCCCCCCGAGCGCUCCAGGGCCGGGCCUGGCGCAGGGCCCCCGCCGCUGUUAAUGCCUCACCGGCCGGGGCCCCACGGGCAAAGGGGGUACUCGCAGGACGCCGAGGGCAGCUGGUUCCGCUCCCUGUUUGUGCACAAGGUGGAUCCCCGCAAGGACGCGCAUUCCAACCUGCUCUCCAAGCGGGAGACCAGCAGCCUCUACAAGAUCCAGUUUCACAACGUGAAGCCGGAGUGCCUGGAUGCCUACAACGGGCUGACGGAGAAGGUGCUGCCCAAGCUGCACUUGGACCCGGACUACCCCUGUGACCUGGUGGGCAACUGGAACACUUGGUACGGGGAGCAGGACCAGGCAGUGCACCUCUGGCGCUUCUCCGGGGGGUACCCAGCACUCUCGGACUGCAUGAACAAGCUCAAGCAGAACCAGGAGUACCUGGAGUUCCGCAGGGAGCGGAGCCGGAUGCUGCUGUCCCGCAGGAACCAGCUGCUCCUGGAGUUCAGCUUCUGGAAUGAGCCCCUGCCCCGGCAGGGACCCAACAUCUAUGAGCUCAGGACCUACAAGCUGAAGCCAGGGACCAUGAUUGAAUGGGGCAACAACUGGGCUCGGGCCAUUAAGUACCGUCAGGAGAACCAGGAGGCUGUGGGGGGGUUCUUUUCCCAGAUCGGGGAGCUCUACGUCGUGCACCACCUCUGGGCCUAUAGGGACCUGCAGUCCCGGGAGGAGACAAGGAACGCAGCCUGGAGGAAGACAGGUUGGGACGAGAACGUGUAUUACACGGUCCCGCUGGUCCGGACCAUGGAAUCCCGGAUAAUGAUUCCCAUGAAGAUCUCCCCCCUGCAGUGAGGAGGGGUCUGCCCACACCCCAAGGGGCUCCCUUCCUGCCUGCACCCCGGCCUCUGCUCUCCUGCCCCCCCCCCCCCCAUUAUGGGGUGGUCUGGGAUGGG
Pezoporus occidentalis (night parrot) is the source of this 966-nucleotide messenger RNA. It is a transcript of the gene NIPSNAP1, whose product is annotated as nipsnap homolog 1. NCBI's taxonomy places the organism in Eukaryota, Metazoa, Chordata, Aves, Psittaciformes, Psittacidae. The transcript is spliced from 10 exons. The record is from RefSeq and is a predicted model, not a curated record. Gene Ontology annotation, biological process: sensory perception of pain. Gene Ontology annotation, cellular component: mitochondrion. Bases 77 to 865 code for a protein of 262 amino acids.